Molecule: messenger RNA, 2960 nt
Organism: Solea senegalensis (Senegalese sole)
Lineage: Eukaryota; Metazoa; Chordata; Actinopteri; Pleuronectiformes; Soleidae
Gene: sms
Product: spermine synthase
Exons: 11
Coding region: 97-1179 (360 amino acids)
Biological process (GO): spermine biosynthetic process
Molecular function (GO): spermine synthase activity
Source: RefSeq, a predicted model, not a curated record
CUCCCUCCCUCUCUCUCUCUCUCUCUCUCUCUCUGUGCAAAUAAAUAAACGUAGCCUGUCUUUUCCAGGCAUGGAUGACGGUUGCACAUAGACACGAUGGCACUGCGACAUUACACCCUCGACUUCAACCUCUCUGCGGCAGUUGACUCUGCUUCAACAGUUCCUGGACUUCUGUCCAUAUUUCAUGAGCAGGAAAUGACAGAAACUGUCCAUGAUACAAAUGGACAUGGAUACCUUGCAACUUUUGUAGGCAAGAAUGGCCGGCUUGUGGUUCUGCGUGUGCACGCCCAUGGACUGAUCACCAUUGAUCUGCAGUGUUAUGAAGAGGACAACAUUGCACAACUAGACAAUCUUUUAAAUGCACUGGAAGAGAAACUGAAAGUUCUCUUAAAUGACAAUAUAACAAGAAUUAAAAGGCUCCCGGCCCUCGUACGUGGAGCCAAAGUCGACAGAUACUGGCCGACGGUGGACGGCAGACUGCUGGAGUAUGACUUUGACCAGGUGGUGUACGAAGAGGAUUCUCCAUACCAAAACAUCAAAAUAUUUCAUUCAAAAGAGUUUGGAAAUACACUAUUACUGGACGGAGAUGUUAAUCUGUCAGAGAGUGAUUUGUCUUACACUCAGGCCAUCAUGGGUGGUGGAAAAGAGAAUUAUGCUGGAAAAGAGGUGCUGAUAUUAGGAGGAGGUGAUGGAGGCAUCCUCGCAGAGCUGGUCAAACUAAAGCCAAAGAUGGUCACCAUGGUGGAAAUUGACCAGAAAGUGAUUGAUGGAUGCAGAACACACAUGAGGAAAACCUGUGGAAAUAUCCUCGAUAACCUGAAGGGAGACUGUUACCAAAUACUAAUCGAGGACUGUGUCCCUGUGCUGAGGAAGUACGUCAUGGAGGGACGCAUGUUUGAUUAUGUCAUUAAUGAUCUUACCGCAGUUCCAAUAUCGACGGAGCCAGAAGAAGACUCCACGUGGGAGUUCCUGCGUCUCAUCUUAGACCUGUCAAUCAAAGUCCUGCAUCCUUCUGGGAAAUAUUUCACUCAGGGUAACGGCUUCAGUCAGUCUGAGUCACUGAGUCUGUAUGAAGAACAGUUGGGAAAGCUGUCGUGUCUGGUGGAUUUCUCCAAAGAGGUGGUGUGUGUGCCCUCCUACUUAGAACUAUGGGUUUUUUACACCGUGUGGAAGAAGUAGAGCUGCUGUUUUCUCUGCAGUUGGAAUGUGAUGCUGAACUUGUUCUUCUUCUUCUUCUUCUUCUUCUUCUGCUGUAGCCUUAAGGCCGUGUGCUUAGACUGAAUGUGACUUCAUUGCUUGGGCCUAAAAUGUUGCAAGGACAGAUUCUAGUGAGACAAACAAAAUUCCUGUGAUGUCACACGAGCAUGUUUUUAGUCUUAGUAGCUCAAACUUAGCCUCACAUUUAAUCCCUUAAUUUUGGCCAUUUGUCCACAGUUGUCCAGUCAAUUCCUGGACAUGAGUGUGAAAAGUUUAGAAGACGUGUUGCUGGAGUUUUAGAGAGGAAUCUGUAUCACACAUGUCUUUUACUGCGUUCAUGUACAUUAUUGAAUCUCUGCGGAGUGAAAACAUGAACUUUUUUCUUUUUAUGUUCUCUGCAGUUUUGAGUAGAAAUGAGACUUUUCUCCUUCUCGUCUUGGGUCACUUGAGGGGAUUUGACCAACGUGAGCUGCAUCUGUUCAACUCUAACCAUUACCUUAAUGUCACUUUGACCACUGACACAAAUAUCUGAUCCUAAUCCUAAUCCUCAGUGAGUCAGUGAGAUCACUCCUUACAGACACAUGAUGUCACAAAAUCCAAAAUCUAAACAACUCCAUUUUGACAGGAAGUUACGCUCUUCAAAUCAAAGAGGUUUCAACCAGACAGCAUAUCUACAAGGCCACGCCUCUCUUAAGUGGCUGCAUUCAUAGAAAAAUGACAAAACAAAGCAGUCCAGGACCAGGAAAGAGGGAGGUCCUUUAGAGAUGGAUCACUGCUGUGCAGAGAACACCACCAGGCUUCAUAAACUUUCAUUCUUCUUUCAUUGACUUAGUUUUACUGCAAUGGCAAAGCGUUCCCCCGGGUGAGGGAAACAUUAUCACUAAGAUGUAGAAGCUGUGUUACUUCUGGUCUGGUCUGGUCUGUGUGUAAAGCACCAGGGGCAUUAUAAGGGUCAGAUAUUUGCAGUUGUGCGAUGUUUUGCUCAGUCCAUGUAAACAGCUGUGACUCUGUCAUCUCCACUUACAUACUUUACUGAGCGACGGUCGCUCAACACUUCAGUCGUCACGUUGGUCAAUCAAGUCAAUUUGUUUUCCAUUCAGUCUGAACACGAGCUAUCGACGCCAUUCUUCCCCAGUCUUUUACCGUUGUUUACUACAAUUCCAUUUGAAUUGUAUUUCUGUUGUUACUUGGUUUUGGAAUGUCCUUUUGCAUGUAUGUUUGAGUAACUGUUGAAUGUUUAAACACUGAUUUGAUACACUGAUGAUGUGUAAGUCAACUUACAAGUGGGUUCUCUCUGGUUUUCUCUUUGUUUUGGGAUUUAUUUUUUAAAUUUGUUUGAGUUUUAAGUUCAAAUGUUUGUGUUUGGCCGAUUGAGACACUCGGAUGCUUUUACACUCAGCUUUUGUUACUGUUGCUCUAAUGUGAUUUGAUUCUUUCAGGUUGUAUCAAAGGCAACAUGAUACUGAUUUCUUGAAGUCCAAAUGUGUUUUAAAAGGGAAACUGUUUGAUCAUCUGUGCAUGUGCUGUUUUUAUGUCAUGUUUUAGUAGCACCUUGGUUUCUCCUGAUGUAUUUAAACUUUUUCUAAGACUGUAUUGGGUGCAUGUAAAGGACGGUGAAUGUAGCUUGCAAAUACAGUACAAACCAACUCUGUGGGACUCAGUUACAUUUAAUUUAUUCCAUAUAAUUUCACCAAAUGCUGUUCUGUCCCACAUGAGAGAUGUUUUGUGGUCAUCAACAAUAAAAAUGUUUUGGGGGGAAAACA